UCCAAUAGUUUAUUCAGUUUUCUCAGUUUCAUUAUUUUUUUCGUCCCUUCGUCCUGCCUAUUAUUGGAUGGAAAACAAUAUUUACCUGGAUUUGCAUCCAGCUACAAGUAAUUUUUUCUAGAAAAAUUCAUAUCUAAAAACCUAAAUUUCCAUAAAAGUCACGCAAUCCUAAACUGCCAUUAUUGGUAUUCCUGAGUUUGUUGAAACUUCUAUUGUACUUCGUAAGGAUAAAAGUAACGAGCUUGGGAUAACAAUCACUGGUGGAUGUGACACUUACCUGCAUUAAUUCAAGAAUAUAUAUUUCCUUCAUCGACUGACCUCUUGGACACAUCUACUUUUACUUAAAUGUUCAUAAUGAUGAUCAAGGAAUCAAUAGUGGUCUUUGAAGUUAAUUUUGAUGGAGCUGCUUAUAAGGAUGGACGAUUAAGAAAAGGUGACCUAAUAUUAGCAGUUAAUGACAUUUCUUUUCGUGAAGUCUCAUACCAAGAUGCUCUAAGGGUAUUAAGGGAAGCUUCAAGUCCAUUAAAGCUAUUGGUCCUUCGUGAAAAUCCUCAAACACUUUUCACUAUUUCUCAAAAUCCAACGAAAUUCAUAACUGUUACUCUUCGCAAGGGAAGUAUAAAAGAUAAACUUGGAGUGAGCUUCGUUCAACGUACUAAUGGUCGAGGAGUUUUCAUCACUUAUGUCCAACCAGGCAGUAUUGCAGCUCGAGUUGGUAAAUUGAUGCAAGGUGAUCAAAUACUAGAGAUUAAUGGACAAAAUGUACGAGAUAGUAAUCAGAAGGACGUCUCACAAAUGAUUAACAAUUUAGAUGGUGAAAUUGUACUUCUUGUCGGACGAAAUGCAAGUUUAUCGAAUGCAAUAGUUGAAUGGUGUCGUAAAAAGUCACAGAUUCAUUGGAGAACUCGGACCUCAACCUGGUCAGCUUAUGGUGGUAGUAAGGAGAAGGUUCAGAACCAAAGGCCAAGUUUACCAGCGGCCAAAGAUCAACCCUAUUUCUCAGCAAAAUAUUCACCCGACAAGGAGCACAUUCCUUCUGGUACAAGCUUCACUUUUACAACGAACUGUAUGCCAGGUACAUCUAAUAGUAUAGAGAACGACGAUCCAAACAUUGCCAGUCGAUCUUCUUCGAUUCGUAGUCGAACACGGUUAUCAAUCGUUGUAGAAGAUCGUAAACAGCCUCAAGACUCAGUUGAUGAUGAAGAUGAUUGUGAGGGCACAAUUUUUGGGCCCAAUCCAUUGUUACCCUCAAUUCAGGUGACUGAAUUUUAAAUGUUAGCUAUAUUCAAUUUUCUAACUACCCUCCAAGCUUUUCUGGGAAAACAAGGUACAAAGAAGUGAUAUUGUCAAACCAGUUCUCAUAUGGACGUUCUAUCGUUUCAACUAAUUGUAAAUUGAAAAUUUUUUAAAUAAGCAAUAACAAAAAAGUAUUGUACUACACUAACUCAGCUCAAAAAUAAUUUAAAAUUAUUAAGAUUCACGUUGAUGAUGCAAACAUUGAAGAAGAACCUGGAGCACUACAAAGACAUCACCAUACAACAGCUUAUUGAAUUCUGCACUCACUAAAAAUAGAACCAAUAUUGUAGGGUUCAAAAAUUAUAAAUUUUUCAAAUUUUCGCUCUACCUAAUUAGUCACUACCUGCACGAAUGAUUAAAAAUCAUUCGAAACUCAUUUUUCACGACUGCAUAUUGGAGCAGCGAUCAUGUUGGCCGUCAAACUCCUUGUAACAAUUAUUCGUAUUCUAAUACAUGUAUGUUACCUUAGCAAAUUACGACUUCCACUGUUUUCUACGUGCCAUGUACCGUAAUAUAUUGUGAGUUUUCUAAAAGGUUAUUUAAUUUGAAGGUUAAGUUGACUUUUUUUCAACAGAUCAAAUUCCAAUUAUUUACUUGAAAGAGUUUGCAAAGAUCCUUAUUGGUCUUUGAAAUUGUUUUUCUCUUUCACUGGCCUCUUCUAAACGACGAACAGUUAAAAGAUUGAUUGAACGAAAUGGUAAAGAUUAAGAAAAAAUGGUAGU
Molecule: messenger RNA, 2018 nt
Organism: Panonychus citri (citrus red mite)
Lineage: Eukaryota; Metazoa; Arthropoda; Arachnida; Trombidiformes; Tetranychidae
Product: inaD-like protein
Exons: 5
Coding region: 346-1272 (308 amino acids)
Molecular function (GO): protein binding
Source: RefSeq, a predicted model, not a curated record